Puccinia triticina is the source of this 1089-nucleotide messenger RNA. RefSeq lists its product as uncharacterized. The coding region runs from base 1 to 1089 and encodes 362 amino acids. The record is from RefSeq and is a predicted model, not a curated record. The transcript is spliced from 6 exons. Gene Ontology annotation, biological process: ceramide biosynthetic process. Gene Ontology annotation, cellular component: membrane. Gene Ontology annotation, molecular function: sphingosine N-acyltransferase activity. NCBI's taxonomy places the organism in Eukaryota, Fungi, Basidiomycota, Pucciniomycetes, Pucciniales, Pucciniaceae.
AUGGCAAGAAUGGCACCCAAGAAACCCGCAGAUUCCCACUUGACUGCUAGCCUCCUUGUCAUCACCGCGACUGCCGUCCUCAACCUUGCCUUUCCCAAGCUCUCUGACGACCCGAAACCUUCGAGUUCGAUAGACCCGACCCCGCUAUCAAUCAUUCAACUGACCAACACCCUACCAAAAUUAAUCCAUUUAUCUUAUCUGAAUCCCGAAACUGGUAGAUAUCAUAAGGGUCGGGAUGAUCUCUACUUCAUUGGCUUCUGGGUGGUGAUCUGGUUAAGCUUGCGAGAGCUCCUCAUGAAGCUCUUCUGGAAUCCGUUGGGAUCAAUGAUGGGCCUGGCCAAAGGCAAAAAGCUGCAGCGACUUUCAGAACAGGUUCUCUCUUUCAACAUACGGCAAUACUGGCAAGGUUAUCCUCACACCUCGUUGAAUGCCCUGAGCAAAUUCUACUAUUUGUCUCAAAUCGCGUUUUGGUUCCAGCAAAUCGUUGUCCUGCAGGUUGAAAAGCGUCGCAAAGACUAUUAUCAGAUGUUUGCACAUCACAUUGUCACUGUCAUUCUAGUAUGUGGUAGCUAUGCCACAAAUUUUACAGGUAUAGGAACGGCGGUGCAUACAACCAUGGAUUUAGCGGAUAUUCUGUUGGCUUUCGCCAAAAUGCUAAACUACUUGAAGGUUGGACCUAUAGGAGACGCGUCCUUCUUGGUCUUCGUAUUUUCCUGGAUAUACACGCGACAUUAUGUACUCCUCCGAAUAAUUUUCGCUAUAUGGAAAGACCUACCGGAAGAUAUCGAAUUUAUUUGGAAUCCUAGCGAGGGCCAGAUUGCUAGCCAAUCGCUAUGGAUUGCUUUCUUGGGCCUCUUGUCUGCACUCGAAAUCCUUUUAAUGAUUUGGCUCUUCAUGAUAUUGAAAGUACUGUGGAAGGUAGCCCGAGGACAUGCUCCUGAGGACACGCGGUCGGACUCAGAAGAUACCGACGACGACGUGAGAGAAAAGAAGGCAAACUACCCGAGGAUCCAAGUCUCCUGUGAGAAGCAACCUUUGUUGAAGAACACGGACCGAUCCCCCAGCGCAGGUAACAGAACGCAACAAUGA